Molecule: messenger RNA, 1353 nt
Organism: Diaporthe amygdali
Lineage: Eukaryota; Fungi; Ascomycota; Sordariomycetes; Diaporthales; Diaporthaceae
Product: fad binding domain-containing protein
Exons: 2
Coding region: 1-1353 (450 amino acids)
Molecular function (GO): FAD binding
Source: RefSeq, a predicted model, not a curated record
AUGACUCAGGACAACUUCAAGGUCAUCGUCGUUGGUGGUGGACCUGUCGGUCUGACGGCAGCACACGCCUUAUCGCGAGCCGGCAUAGAGUACGUCGUGCUCGAAAGUCGCAAUUCAAUCACAAUCGACGUUGGUGCAAGCCUGGCAUUAUGGCCGCAGGGACUGCGAGUUUUAUCCCAGCUAGGCCUCCUAGAGCGUCUGCAAGAGCUUGGAGAGGAAAUGGGACGCACCACGGCAGUAACUCUUGAAGGGCACAAGUAUAAGGAGACAUGGGCUACGGAGACCGUGAAGGAAAAUCACGGUGCUCGUGCGACCGUCUUCCACAGGGCCGAUGUUGUAGCUCUUCUCUAUGAAAGCCUCAGCAAGUCUGAUAAGGAUUGCGUCGUAACAAAUAAGACGGUAAUCGACAUCGCUACGAGCAAGGACGGUGUUCAAGUGCGCUGCGGUGACGGAAGUACAUACUCCGGCUCAAUAGUCGUUGGAGCGGACGGAGUACACAGCAAAGUGCGCCAGCGCAUGCGUGAGCUUGCUAUCAACUUCUCGGCACCAGAAGUCAACGAAGAAAAGCCGUUUCUAUCCGAGUACAAGGUUCUAUGGUGCACCUUCCCCCGCCAGCCAAGCAUGGACCCAGGCGACACAGUUGAGAUACACGGCAAAGAUCUCUCACUGCAAUGUCUCAACAGCAAGACCCGGUCAUGGCUUUUCAUUUACGAGCGACUGCAAAAACCCACCCGCGAGCGCGUCUCUUACUCACAAACAGACGCUGAAGUAUUCGCUGAGCGCUGUGGAGACCUCGCGAUUAGCGAGCAUCUCAAGGUGAAGGAUGUCUUCCCCAAGCGAUACACAGCAGGCAUGUCGAACCUCGAAGAAGGCAUCGUGAAGCACUGGAGCUGGGAUCGCAUCGUGCUUGUCGGUGAUUCUUGCCACAAGUUCACACCAAACCAGGGUCUAGGGUACAACAACGGGAUUCAAGACAUCGUGGCACUUGUCAAUGAAUUAAAACGCGCCGUUUCGCCUGGCAACCGCGCAGAUGGUGCUGGCUUGCCUCUUGAUGUCCUUACCGGUAUUUUUUCCCGGUACCAAGCUGCUCGUAUGGAGCUGCUGCGCAAGGAUUACAAUGCCUCGGCGUCGUGGACACGGAUGUCCGCGUGGAGCAACUGCUUUAAUCAUCUGUUGGACCGUUACGUGCUGCCUACGAUCCCAAAUUUUAAUGAGUUUGUGAUCACUUAUGUCCUUGCUGGGCAGAUCAGCAAGACUCUGGUUUUGGAUUUCGUCGAGAGCGAGGAGCCCUUCGAAGGAAAGAUUCCAUGGAAGCAGAACAUGAAACCUUCAAGCAUAAAACCGACGAAGUAG